AUGAUGAGAAGAAAUGGAAAUCUUAAAAAACUUAUCAAAUACGAUGAGGAUCAAAAACCGCCGAACGACCCUGACGAAGAUGCUAGCGCAAGAUUGCGGCUGAAACGUAAGCUGCAAAGAAAUCGUACGUCUUUUAGCCAAGAACAAAUUGAAGCUCUAGAACGAGAAUUUGAAAGGACACACUAUCCUGAUGUUUUUGCUCGCGAAAAACUUGCUACAAAAAUUGGACUUCCCGAAGCUCGUAUACAAGUUUGGUUUUCAAAUCGACGAGCGAAAUGGCGUCGAGAAGAAAAAUUAAGAAACCAAAAGCGACCAACCGGGAUGGAGGCUGCGAUGGGUACCGUUGGUGAGAAUGUUGCUAGUUCGGCAACAGCUCAAGGCACGUAUUAUGGCGUAAUCAAUCGGUCAAGUGUUGGCACUCCGAUAGGGAAUAGUCCUACAACGACACCAUCACGAUUUACUAAUCCUGCUGUUACUGCAAGCUUUGCACCUCCUAACAGUCAAAUGUAUUCACUUCCACAACCACCAAUGGAAGCUUACGGCUUCCCAAAUACUGGACUUGGGAUGACAGGUCCUCAACACCCCUCUGAAUUCAAUCCAUAUCAUAUGUUCCCGGGAGCUACUCGCCCCUACGAUCCUUUUAAUCCAUAUGCUCGCUCUAUGCAACCUGGAGCUCAACCGUCUUUCCCAGCAUCGAUCAAUUCGUCUCCAAUCUCCAAUGUUACCGGUACUUUUUUAGUCAUAUUUAGUUAAUUUGACAAUUGUCCUAAUUGGUUCUAA
This is a messenger RNA of Enterobius vermicularis (human pinworm), 780 nucleotides long. The record is from the annotation of a GenBank genome assembly. Lineage: Eukaryota; Metazoa; Nematoda; Chromadorea; Rhabditida; Oxyuridae.